CAUCGUUCACACUAGGCGGGCAGGCAGGCAGGCAGGCGGACACCCCACCACUGGAUAAUGUCAACCACACUCCCAUCUCACUGUGCCCAUCUCGUUCCAUCCCACGCCACUCAUCUCGCUGCUCUCCUCUGUGCGCGUGUGGCCUUGUGCAUACGCCGUUCUCAUAGAUCUGACUGUGCCUGGACCAAAACCAGGCAGGCUCCAAGAAGACGACGACCAACACACAGACAGCACUUGACACCUCAAGCCACCUGCAAAGCGAGAUCAUAGCAUCUGUCCCGUCCUUGCCUUGCCUUGCCUUUCCUCUGUGCGUUAGCGGACGCACGUCUGUCCGUCCGCCAACACAGUGGAUGACGACCACUGUGCCGUGAUCUGUCACUCACUGCGCAUGACGGGAAAACACGCGCACUUCCCACCAGUGCACCUCAGCAAAGCAUCGACACUUGUCGCAAAAGCAAAACAAUCUCUGCCUGCCAUCCCAUCCAGCCCAUGCGAAACGUAUACGUAGUGCAACCAUAUACCCCAGUUCUCCCUCUUUGCGACUUUACGGUUUCCCCCCGACAAACAACGCGACCAGCGAAGAGAGGCACCUCUCGCCGGUCGGUUUGCACGCCGAGUGCGAGCCCGACAAUCGCAACAGAGGGGAACGCACACAGAGAGGGACAACAAGAAAGACGACAGAGCAUCAAAUACAUCCAGCGACCAGCACCCACACACCCAAUCACCCACAACCACCGUAUGGUAUGUACACGGCAAACAGCCCGCCCGCCCGCCAGCCAGCUGACUAUAGAUACACUCACUGGCACACUCAUUCUCUCGCUCCCGCCCCGCCUCGCCUCACACCCAUCCGCCGCUAGAGAGGUGCAAAACAGCUCUGCUGCUCGCGGUCCUUGUUGACGAUAUGCACCAGCACCAUCUCCUCGACCGGCCCGCGGCAGAUGGGGCACAUACUUUGGUCGGGCGGCCGCCGCAUCCAGGCGUCGCUGCACUCACGGCAGAAGACCGGAUGCCUCUGAAAGCAAUAGCCAACCAACCAAACAGCCGACGCACAGACACACAGACAGACACACAGACAGGUCAAGUACACGUGUUCCUUCGUCUCUUCUGUCGUUUUGUGGACAUGGCCUUACACAGGGCAGCACAGCCAUGGCCAUGGGCCUGUCCAAGCAGAUGCAGCAGAUCAUCAAGCCCCCCUCCUCCCUCUCCACCACCACCCUCUUGUUGUAGGGGUGGAACGGCGCCAUGGCCACCUCCGCCUCCCGCGCCCUCCCCCGCCGCUCAGCCUCCUCCAGAAGGCGCCGCUCGAGCUUCUUGUCCGCCAGCAGCUUCAGCCGGUAAGCGUCAAGCUCCGCUCGCUGCUCCUGAGAGGAGCUUCUCAGGGAACUGACACAACACACCAACACACACGUGCUCGUCUGCCUGCGUGGUGAGUGACGUGCGUACCUUGAGGAGCGUGGCACUGCGCGUGUUGGUGAUGUUGCUGCGGUUGCUACGCGACCGGUUUGCGCCCCGCCUCCUCGGUCGUUGACGCGCGAGAGGUCCGCAAACUCGUUUGCACUCAUCGGCCUGCCUGAAUUAUGCACAGAGGACAGGAAUCAAAGGAGGCGAUGCUGCAUGUGCUGUAGUUAGCCAGCAGUGAGUGACGUGUCGACUUCUCUGGUGGCAGUGCAUGCACUGCUUACCCGUCAUGAUGAUCCUUGUUGGCC
Molecule: messenger RNA, 1706 nt
Organism: Vitrella brassicaformis
Lineage: Eukaryota; Vitrellaceae
Source: the annotation of a GenBank genome assembly